Molecule: messenger RNA, 1118 nt
Organism: Oryza sativa Japonica Group (Japanese rice)
Lineage: Eukaryota; Viridiplantae; Streptophyta; Magnoliopsida; Poales; Poaceae
Product: NDR1/HIN1-like protein 13
Cellular component (GO): plasma membrane
Source: RefSeq, a predicted model, not a curated record
GUCCCCUUUUCCCUCCAAAUCGCCCGCGCGCCACCCGCCCCCGCCUGAUGCGACGCCCUCCGCCACCUCGUUCUUCGCCUCUCCCUGCGCCUCCUCCCCUCCCCGCCUCGUCGUCUCUCCCAUGGCGGAGAGGAGGGCCCUCCCCCCGCCCGUGCCACCCGCCUCGCCCGACCCCGCCGCCUCCUCCGGCGCCGUCUCCACCGCCUUCGGCUCCCCGCUCGACCCCGUCGCCGCGCGCCCGCACCAGCCGCGCGACACGUACGUCGUCCACGUCCAGAAGGACCAGGUAUACCGCGUCCCGCCGCCCGAGAACGCCUACCUCGCCGAGCGGUACCGCGCGGAGGGCGGCGGCGGCGGCGGCGGGAAGGGCGGCGCGUGCUCCCCGUGCGCCCUGCGCACGCUCGGCGCGGUCCUCGCCGCCGCGCUGCUCCUCGGCGCCGCCGCCGCGCUGUCCGCCGUCGUGCUGCGGCCGGACGCGCCGAGCUUCGUCGUCGACAACCUCUCCGUGCACACCAACGCGUCGCGGCAGCACCACGUGGCCUACGACUUCUUCCUCACGGCGAUCAACCCGAACAAGGUGACCGCGCUGUGGUAUGGCGGCCGCGGCACGGCGAGGCUGGCGCACAAGGGCAACGCCCUGGCGAAGGGCGGCGUCGGGGAGCCCGAGGACGGCGGGGAGGACGCCAUGGGCUUCAACGUGCUGCUCCACGGGACGCAGCGCGACGGCCGCACGCCCAGGGCGGUGGAGAAGGCGCUCCGCGGCUCCAAGGGCGCCGUGACGCUCGACCUCGCCGUCGAGUUCGCCGUGCAGGUGCACGCCGGCGCGCUCGGCUUCGAGCGGAGGACGCUGGCCGUGUCGUGCCACAUCACCGCCGCCGGGCUGAGGAAAGACGUGCACAUCUCCUCGCAAACGUGCAAGAGCCGCUUUGGAAACUGACGACAUGUACAACGAGCUUGGAUAGGGUCAUACGAAUUCGUGUAAAAAUUGCCAGACUCUUUGAUGAGAUUUGCGUGUAAAUUGUUUACGAACCAAAUUCUGGGACUUGACUUGGCGUGAAUUUUGGACAAAUGUUCUCAAGCUUAUGUUCAACUCGGGGACUAAAGCAUCGAUUCAAUUA